AUUAUUUUCACCUCCUGCGUCAAAAAUGACUGUUGUCAGCUGGCAGAUUCAAAUAAUGUCGAUAAGAACCAAAUCAGAGCGGAAAUAAAUGUAUAAUUGGCAAACUACACGAAUUUGAUUAAACGAAUUUUCCUUCUGGUAAAAAUGUCUGCGAAUGCAAAUCUUCUUCAGUUUGAAGAUGCCUUUGUUACCGAUAUAAAUCAGCAAAUGAAAGUACCGGAUAAAAUAAGCUUCAAUCAAGAGUCCAACGGUAUUCCCAGGGCAGAAUGGAUGAAAGAAAGUAUAAAUAUGCAAGUGCCAGAAAGAAUUCUUGUUGCCGGUCAUCAUCAACAUGUUGGUACUAGAGCUCCUCCGAGGGAAAUAGCUUUUGACAAAAGUAUUAUAGUAACAGAGCCUUAUCCUGGAGAUGUUCGUGUGGCCACUCCUCCUCGAACUUUAACCCUAGAUAAAUAUCCAUUUCCCGAAUUCCAAGAUCUUAUGCAAGAGGAAGAAGCAGAACCUUUCAUAAGCAAGCCAAAAAAUAACUAUCCAAAUGAUACAGAUUUCAUUGUAAAUAGUAGGGCAUUAACGCCACCCAUUGGAGGUGGUGGCGAUAAUUUAACAACAUCAGAUGAGAUCCAUCAUUUACGUAAACAAAUGGUCAAAUUAAAUAGACGUGUCAUGUCUUUGGAGAUGGAAAAUAUCAACAGACUACAGAGGGAAAAAUUUGUUCUAGGAUUUGGUGUCGCUUACUUCCUAUUCAAAUUCAUAAUUUGGAUGAGUAAAGAUUAGAAAGUGAAGAUUCAGUGCAGUGGAAUCUAAUCGAUCUACAAGUCUUAAAUUUUUUGAAACUUGUAUGUUGAUUGUACAUCGUCCCCUGAGAAUGUUGACUACUUAGCAUUAAGAAAAAAUUUCUUUUUAGCUAUAUGUAUUAUUAUAGUGAUUUGAUUGAAUUGGAACUGCUGUGUAAUGAAAUUUUUGGAAUUUGAUGAUAUAUACCAUAUUUCCGAAAAAAUA
Molecule: messenger RNA, 996 nt
Organism: Coccinella septempunctata (seven-spotted ladybird)
Lineage: Eukaryota; Metazoa; Arthropoda; Insecta; Coleoptera; Coccinellidae
Gene: Tango11
Product: transport and Golgi organization protein 11
Exons: 4
Coding region: 145-771 (208 amino acids)
Source: RefSeq, a predicted model, not a curated record